AUAUAUAUAUCUUAGUUCAUGGUAAUAACAGUAAAGUUGUCGCCUACUCACACGAAUGUAAUGUCAUUCAUUCCAAAAUAUGUUUGUCAUCUAUGUAUCACAGAAAUAGAAACCUACGGCCUACGCUGAAUCGGACAUGUCCGAGAAUAGUAUUUUUGGAACCCCUGCGCGUCCACACGGCUUAUGCGAUAGGAAUUGAUUCUAAGUAUGAUACUAGGUUCAGACGAGUUGAUUUCAAUUAGUGCUGUUUCACAUUUCUAUAAGCGCCGUUGAGUUAAAUUUUUUUUUCAAUUUCCUCCUGUUGUAGGUUGUUAGCCAUUUAAAGAAAUUACAUUUGCAAAAUAAAUCUGUUAACGGUCCCUAAGGCACGUACGCCUUUCAGUAAUAAAUCAUCUCUUAGUCUACUAUAUUCAUACAGAGUAACAUUAUAUAGGUAGGUACACUACAAUAAUCAGAAAUUUGACUAAACUGCUGUUACCGAUAUGGCUAACGGUACAAAGAAACUCGAUGAACACAACUUAAUGGUGCUCAGAGAACAACUAUCAUUGCCUGCAAAUAAAUAUUGCUUCGACUGUCACCAAAGAGGACCAACAUAUGUGAAUGUUACCAUAGGUUCAUUUGUCUGUACAUCAUGUUCUGGACUAUUACGAGGUCUUACUCCACCACACAGAGUAAAAAGCGUAUCAAUGGCAACAUUUAGCACAGAGGAAAUUGACUUUAUAAAAUCCAGAGGAAACGAAAGCUGUCAAAGGGUUUGGUUAGGAAUGUAUGACUCAAAACAACCUACAAAAGAUGAAAAACAAAUAAAAGAAUUUAUGGUUGCGAAAUAUGAAAAAAAAAUGUAUUAUUCUGAUCAAGUUUCACAAAAACUAAAUAAUGGUACUCAGGCAAGGCCUGCUGUUACCACUUUUACUACAAAUCAUCAAAACACUAGUACUACUACUACUACUACACCUGCAAUAAAUAUAUCAUCCCCAAACAAAUUUGAGUUUUUAAAAGAAGAACCCUCGAACCAAAAUCAAUCUCCAAUUCAAACAUCUCAAUCUUUUGCAAAUUUUGAAAAUAAUCCAGUGUUUUCUACAUCUUUUGAUACUUCUAAAAAUAUUGACUUAAAUUUUAAGUUUGUUCAACCACUUCAAACUGGAUAUUUUGAUUAUUUGACAUCAAAUCCAAUACAAUUUUCACCAGCAAGAAAACCGAACAACAUAAAUAAUCGAUGGAGUGUAGCAAUUGAAAGUACAAGUCCUAGUACAAGUUGGAAAGCAAAUGGUUCUCAAGCACCAACUGAAGACCGUUAUGCUGCAUUGAAAGAUCUCGAUUGCUUGAUGAAAUCUCAAGUUCAACAAGAUACUCCUCCCCAAUUAAAUAAUAGUAACAGCUCUGCAUGGAGUUCUGAUGCAUCUUUGAAUGGAACAUGGAGCAGUCAAGUCUCUGAAAAUACACCUCAGAACCCAUUCAAAAAUAGUGUUGAAGAUGAUUGGGCAUCAACAAAUCAUGUAGUUAACCCAUUUACAAAUAAUAUACCAGAUGAUUGGCAGAAUAAUAUUCAAUGGCCAAAUGGUUUAACUUCCAGUCAAUCGAUGGGUUUUAAUGAUGCAACACCUUGGAGUGCAGAUUUCUCAAAUCCGUUUAAAGUUGGAUCAGCCUCUCCGUUAAAUAAACAUUCAAGCAAUCCAUUUUUAUAAAACCAUUCACGUCUCACCAGGGAAAAUAAAAUUAUCUGGUAAAACGAAAAGCAUUCAACAUCAAUGCCUAACUAUAGCAACAGAUUUAUUAUAUUUUAUUUAUAAUACUAUGUUUUAAAUCUAAACUUGGCGAAAAAUAUAAUUAAACAUAUACAAUAAUAAUAAUUAGUAAGAAAUAUUAGUUAUUUAAUUAAUUAUUUAUUUCAAGCAUAUAAUCUCAUCAUAUAGCUAGCCAUUUAUUACUAUUCCUACAUUCAAAUUUAUGCAACUGUCUAGUCUUGAAAAUAUUUAUAGUUCGCUUCAAGUUUUUACAUAGUUAUUUUUUACAUAAAAUUAUUUUUGUAAGUUUUAAAUAUAUGCCUAUGCAACUUAAUACACUAUUCAAUAUUUCACAUGAUCAGUGUAUAAGACAAAUGUUGCAGUGUUAUAUUCAUUAAUAUGCAUAUAACACAGUUAGUUUUGCAAGUUACUAACUUAUGAGACAAGAAACUUAUUUUUAUAUUUACUCCAGAAUCUUUGCAAAUUAGUGAAUGUGUCAAUUUAUUGCAUGCCCAAACUUUUAAGUUUCACCUGAAUACAUUAAAGAGUUGUGCUUAAGUUUUGAUAAUUUUUUUAGUAGGUAUCCUUAUGUACUAUAAAGUUCAUAGCAGUCCCAAUGUUUUUGAAUUUUGAACUGUAUGUCUGAGUGUACUAAAAUAAUUUUAAAUUAAAUAAAUCACUAAUUAUACUAUACUUUAAUUUAUCUAAAAAAUUAUUUCUGGUAUUUAUGAAUUCAUUUAAAUUUAAUAGUAUGUCAUCAAAAUCAUUUUCUUUUUUCAGUCUGGUACAUAAAUUAUAAUUUCAUAUUUUAUUAAAUAUUGAUCACUUAUGUUCAAUGUUUAAUUGUAAACUUCAAAACUUCAUAGCUUAUUCAUAUUUAUAAAAAAAAUAUAGUAACUAUUUGGAUAAACUUAAUGUAUGCAAUAAAAACUAUAAAUAUUGGGAUUGCUAAAAAGUGUAUACUUUAAUGUAUUUUAAGAGAUCCGCUGAUUCAAUUGUAAAAACAAAUAAAUUAAAUUAAAUGAAUAGUUUAUAUAUUUUAAAGAAUCUCUAUCCCAAUAUUAUAAAUGUGUAUACAAACUUACAUCAAACAUUUAACAUGUAUCACAAAUUUGUACUGGCUGUAGUUAAUAUUAACUAUUAGUAUUUAAACAAUAUUUAUUUUAUAUUUUUAAUUGUUUAUUAAUGUUUUAUUCUAAUUUAUUUUUGAUUGAAAAUGUAUUAUAAUCUAACAUUCGUCAUAGUGAUUACUUUAUAAGUUAUUUAGUUAUUUAACUUAUUUCGAACAAAAUUUAAGCCACUUAACUAUUUUGAGUAUUAGAUUUAAAAAUUGUAAUAUUGAGUCAAAGAGAAAGUUGUUAUUUUUUUUUUUAUGUAUAAAGAGUUUUAAUUGUAAUAUUCAUAAAAUUGAAAAAAGUAUUCCUGAAACAAAGUACUAUUAUAUUUUAUAUUUAUGUUUACAAAAUUUACCAAGAUUUUACCUAAUUAUUGUUCUUAAUGAUUAUAAUUCUAUGUGUUUGUAAUGGUAAGUCAAAAUUUGUGUUUUAAAAAAUCAUUGUAUUUAUAUAUAAAAAAGAAAAUGUUUAAAGAAAUAUUUAGCAUCAAAAAAAUUGUUAUAGCAGUUAGGUGUCAUUAAAAUAUAAUAUUGAUAUACACAAUUUAAUUUGAAAUUAAACUUGAAUAUUUUUUUUAUUUUUUUUUAUGUUGUUUAUUACCUACUAAUAUUUAAAUGUAUACAUAUUUAAUAUGGCUAAACUAAAAACAACAACAAAGAUUUUAAUUAAUAUUAAUGACUACUAAGUUAAAUGAACGAAUGUUAAUGUAUAUUGUAAUCAUAACAUACAUUAAACCUACAUUUUAUUAUAUUAUAUGGUUUAUAAUUUUUAUUUGAUGCUAAAUUUGCUUGGAAUUAUGUUUGUGUGCACCAAAGUAUGUUAAUCAUGUUUAACAAAUGUAACUGUGAUAAAUUUUUUAUUGUACCUAAAAUGUAUGUUUAAUUUUGAAGAAUGUUUAUCUUGGAGUAAGUUAAGUUUGUUGGAUUAGUAUUUUGAAUGGGCUAUAUUUAUCAAAGUCAGUUUUUACCCAUUGGUUGUUAAAUUAAUUAUUAUUUAAUUUUUUCUAAUAAAAAAUUAUAAAAUCACUCCUUUAAAGUAAUUUUCUUCUCAAAUUAUUUAUGUUUUGUAAAAAUACCUAUUAUAAAAUGUUUAAUCAUAUUAAUAAUUAAUAAAUCCUUAUAACAUAAUAUGAAAAAUUGUAUAUAUAAUAUAUACAUUAUAUAGAUUAUAAUAUAUUCAUGUAAGCACCCUUAUGCAUACGAGUUCAUUAAUCAAGAAUCAAAUAUUUUUGUUUAAAUUCAAUCUAAUCUAUCUUUCUUUUUAGAUUUUAAAUCUUAUAAAGAUUAUUUUAAUUUAGUAUAUUUGCAUAGCAAUUUAAAAAUAUUUCUUUGACCUUGAUCACCGUUUGUCAAUUAAAUACACUUAUUUAUCUGUCUUAUACUUCCAUAUCAUACAUUUCAAUAUCUAAACAUUUGUAUCGGCCCUUUUUAUAUGUACCUCGACUGUUUUACCUAAUACAUUUUUUUUUUAUAUGUUGCACAGGGUGAUCCAUAAUUUAGAUAGUUCUACAGUGAUUUUCAGGUAGAUAUUGCUAUUCAAAUCUAGAUAUGUUUUGUUGUUUUUUUUUUAUUAAAUAUAUUUAUGUAGAAUAAUAGUACUUGAAACUUACAGGGUUGUGGAGAAUAAAUAUUUUACCAAAACAAAUGUAUAUACAAAAAGCAUAAAACAUUUUAAUAUUGAAUUAUACAAGCAUUAUAGACAAAUUAUUCCUGAUUAACAAUACAAUAUUAUUAUGACAAUGAAAUUUACCUAAUUCAACUGAAAAAUUUACCAAAAAUACUAUUAAUAUAUUAUUCACUUCCAUUAAAAAAAAUUAUAUAUUUCUGAUUUAACACUAAAUGUUAUUCAUAAAACUAUCAAAAUAAUUUUUGUAUUUGCGUUAACAUUUUAUUGAGAAAAUAUUUACUCGCAACAUUAUUAAUUAUAACCCUUAGUGUCACUAUAUUAUUUGAAUAAAAUAUUUGAAUUAUUAAUUUCAUUUUAAUAUUAACUGCUAUUAAUUGGAAAAUAUAUAUUUAGUAUUUUUUUUAAGUUCAUCCACCUAACUUAAGAAUAUAAUAAUUAUUUUCUAAUGGGGUACCUAUUUGGACACUUUUUAUAAAAUAAAAAUAUACCUAUUGAUUAAUUUAUAUUUAUAUAACUCAAGAUCUAUUUUGACAAUUUUGUUAACCUCUGUGGUAGAGCACAUGAACUCAUAUCAAAUCUAAAGGAUUGUUAAUGCUAGUACAAUAUGUUUACACAACUAGUGAACAAUAAAUGUAUACAAUAUUUAAUAUUAUAAGUACCUAUUAUUAUUGUUAUUAUUAUUUGAUGUACCAUUACUUUUUAGUUGAAGUUAUUUGUCACUAAGGUUGUGUUUAACCUAAUCAUCAUUAAUUUGUAUAACCAGUGUAAUUUUUGUCAUAUUUUAUAGAUUUAUGUUGAUUUAAAAUAAACAUUUAUUUCAAUAGAGAA
Messenger RNA from Metopolophium dirhodum (rose-grain aphid), 5293 nucleotides. RefSeq names its product arf-GAP domain and FG repeat-containing protein 1 (gene drongo). The record is from RefSeq and is a predicted model, not a curated record. The coding region runs from base 483 to 1685 and encodes 400 amino acids. Lineage: Eukaryota; Metazoa; Arthropoda; Insecta; Hemiptera; Aphididae. The transcript has 10 exons. Gene Ontology annotation, molecular function: GTPase activator activity.